Epinephelus fuscoguttatus (brown-marbled grouper) is the source of this 3626-nucleotide messenger RNA. Its product is annotated as zinc finger protein Pegasus-like. The record is from RefSeq and is a predicted model, not a curated record. Gene Ontology annotation, molecular function: DNA-binding transcription factor activity; RNA polymerase II cis-regulatory region sequence-specific DNA binding. NCBI's taxonomy places the organism in Eukaryota, Metazoa, Chordata, Actinopteri, Perciformes, Serranidae. The coding region runs from base 255 to 1502 and encodes 415 amino acids. Gene Ontology annotation, biological process: regulation of transcription by RNA polymerase II. The transcript is spliced from 4 exons.
AAUGGGCUCGGUGAUGAGUUGAAACAAAGCCUCUGUAUGUGACAUAAAGAUGAACACAUUCUUCCCCACAGCCCUGAAGGCAACAGUUGCGUUUGCAGGGGACUCUUACCAAAUACGUAAAAACCAAACCGGAAGCGUUCACUUGGUUACAAUUCUAGCAGGAUAUUUUAUCCCAUGAGCCUAAAUUUCACACUUCUCUCUGCUUAGCGAUAAUGUUGCUCAGACGCUAAGAGGUGAAACACUGAAGAAGGAGGAUGGAAGAGAUAAAGACCGAGCCUGUGGAUUUUGUGAAGGAAUUCCAAGAGUACCUGACCCAGCAAACCCAGCAUGUCAACAUGAUCUCAGGCUCUGUUUGCGGAGAGAAGGAGGCAGGGGAGCAGUUUCAAGCCGUUGCCCCCAGGAGUGAGCAGAAUGGUCUGGACCCUCCGUCUGUGGAAGUGAGCCUGCCCAUGGAGGAUGGCUCAGAGGUACAGAUGGACGGCCUGGAGAGGACCUGCGAUGGGAAGUACAAGUGCAGCUACUGCAGCUAUGCCAACAAGGGCAUGGCUCGGUUAAUAGAGCACAUCCGCAUCCACACAGGAGAAAAGCCUCAUCGCUGCCAGCUGUGCCCGUUUGCCUCAGCGUACGAGCGCCACCUGGAAGCCCACAUGCGCUCGCACACAGGAGAGAAGCCGUACAAGUGUGACCUCUGCGCCUUCCGCUGCAGCGACCGUAGCAACCUGUCGCACCACCGUCGCCGCCGCCACAAGCUCCUGCCCACGAGGGUCGCCCGCUCCCCUUUCGCCAACAAGAGAAUGCUGAGCUCCCUGCAGAAGAGGACGGGCUCGCUGAGCUUCGGCAGACGGCUACUUAUCAACUUCAGCCCUCCCUCCAUGGUGAUGCCAAAGUCGGAUUAUCUGAACGACUUGUCUCACAAAUUCCACCACCAUCUGAAUAGCAGCGAGUAUAAGAACCUUCCCAAGGUAGAUGAUCGCGACAGAGGUGCUAAUGGUUUGACUUUUAACAACCCACUGGACCAGCUGUCUACACUCGCUGGCCAGUUAGCCGACCUUCACCCUGAGUCUCAGACUCCUUCAUCCCCAGACAGGGAGUCUUUAAAAGACGAGAAGCCCAUUCUCAUACAGCAGGUCUCUAGCGAACAUGCUGCCAUGUGUUCAAAUGGAGUUCAAACUUCACCUCAUAAAAAUCAAUCUCCCGCCUCAGGCCAUGGGAGUUGCAGCCCUGCCCCCGGCCUCGGCUUUGAGAACAACGUGAACACUCUGACUGUGAGUGUUAGCAACAGCCAGCCAAGCACACCCACCCCUGCGCUGACCACACCGGACCAACAGCUGUUACAUAAAUGCCAGCACUGUGACAUUCAUUUUGUGGACAAUAUCCUCCACACGAUUCACAUGGGCUGCCAUGGCUAUGAACAUCCUUUCCAAUGCAACAUCUGUGGCCACAUGUGCAUAGACAAGUAUGACUUUUCAUGUCAUUUUGCCCGUGGACAACACAAAAAGUGAUUCCAGGCAACAUAGACGCGUAUGGAGUCUUGUGUUUUUAAACUUCUAUACAGCAUCUGACACAGUUUACUACUAGUCCUUUUCAUUUUAUACUCACUAUAUUGUUGCCUCACUGCGUGUCUACAUGGCUUUGAGCUUUUCAUAUUAGUUUUAGAGUGAUACUAACAAAGGCUGGACGUGUACCAUUUCCUGGUUUUAAAGGAACAUCUCACCCACAAAACAACCAUUUGUGUAUCAGUUCCUCACCAUGUGUUGAAUCCGUGAAGAAAUCUUUCUGGCAUGCCUCUGAGGUGAACGAAGAAUCCAAAAAGGCGAACCUCUCACCACUUGUACUGAGCAUACAACUGGAUAGAUGAGACUUACAUGAGAGUUACACUGCAGGAGUUGUGUGCGAAUGUGUAAUUGGAUGUUCUGAUAUCGUGUUGCUGAUGUUAAACAUGGUCACCAUUUACCUCAAUCCAUGAGGAAUAUUCGCCUUUUUUGGAUUCUCCAUUCACAGUGGAGGCAUAUGAGAAAAACAAAGAUUUCUUCAUGAAUUCAACAUGAUACAUAGUGAGUAAUUGAUGUACAAAUGGUCAUUUUAUGGGUGAAUUAUCCCUUUAAAGGCUGCAUUAAAGUAGAGUAAUGCAAUUUUAUGAACUCUUCUAGGUGUUCUAUUAUUUGACUUAAACCACGUAGUCAUUAUAUUCACAUUACUCAUCAUUACAUAUAAAAAAUCUUGUGUAAAUAUUCUGUGAAAGCACAAUUAGUCAGCCCGCAAUACUGUCGUAAUAUCAGUAUCAGGGUAUUUGAUUUUCUCCAUGUCACCCAGCCCUAAGCUCACUAAAUGUAAUUUCAAUUUUCAUUAAUUUCGUCCUGCAGUCAGUAUUAGUUUUGCAAAGUGGCAUCAUGACCACUGUCUCUCUACGCCAGUGCAGCUGCUUAUGUUUGAUACAUUAGUGUCUCAAUACUCUGCAGACUCACCAGGAUUUCACUAAGCUGCCUGUAGUGAAUCAAACUACACAGGCAGCUCCAUAUGAGACAUUUUAAAUUAAAUAUAAACAGUAUUGAACACCAAACAUUAUGAGCCACAGCUCGGUAUACAUCAUGGAGCUGUUACCAGGGCUGUCCCAAAUACGAGUUUUGGAGCAUUUUCAGUUUCAGUUUUCAGUCGUUGCACCUAAAAUUACGUGACUGUUAGCAUGCAGGUCACAGUCACAGAAGCCAUAAUAGCUAGAAAGAAAGAAUUCUUUGCAACAUGGCUAAGCUGUUGCAGUUUGGGUGUUUGCCACACUUUGUCCACAUGCUUGACUUUUUCGACAUCUUGCUAGCGAAAUCUUUGAGCCUGUUACAGGUAGUCAAACUGUUGGAGUCACAAAACCAGGCCUUUCACUAAGUUUAAAUGUUACUGUCUAAGAAUAAUUAAUGUUGAGUAAAGGUGAGAAUCACCAGAAGAUUUACGAUACGUGAUAUUAUCGCGAUACUUGAGUCACGAUACAAUAUUAUUGUGAUUUUAAAUAUGUUGCGAUAUGCUGAGUAUCGCGAUAAAAUAUAUUGUGAUUUAUUACCUUUUUCAACUGUAAAUUAUGUCCCCAAAGGAAAACUUUGUCAACAUCUGUCUUAUUUAAUAAGUUUUCAGACUGUUCAUCUCACUUCAGUCACUUUUAUUGCAAAGAAAUGUCUAGUGGACUGAAAAAGCAAUGAACAUGUACCAAAAGCUGACUUAUUUGUAAUUUUAUUCAUUUACAUAGUAAAAAAAAAUCUAAUCUUGGCACCGUACAACUUUACGAUACUGUCACACAAAAAUAUUGCGAUACUAGGUUGCAUCGAUUUUUUUUUUUUAAAUUUUACUAUUUCAUAAUUUAUUGGCCAUUUUGGAGCAUUCAGACACUGCUUCGGACAUUAACAGUUUAGCUGUUAAACUAUAAUUUUGUCCACCAUCUGUACUGUAUAUGGCCUGUUAGUCUAAUUAUACACCAUAGUUUCCAUCUCAGAUAGUUUAGUUUGACAUAUUUCACAAUGAGAAACUGAAGUGAGGUGUUAAGAGACUUAAUUUUCUGCUCAGAACAUAAAUGUGUGUCCAGCCAGACUCAUUAAAACUCUGCUUGCUCUUGUGGUAUUUAUUUAUACCUCACGCCGUAGAAU